Messenger RNA from Bolinopsis microptera, 2380 nucleotides. RefSeq lists its product as uncharacterized. The record is from RefSeq and is a predicted model, not a curated record. The coding region runs from base 400 to 1347 and encodes 315 amino acids. NCBI's taxonomy places the organism in Eukaryota, Metazoa, Ctenophora, Tentaculata, Lobata, Bolinopsidae. The transcript is spliced from 2 exons.
AAAUAUAUUCAGCAUGCUGUACAGAAACGUGAUAAGUGUAGUAUCGUUACUGUUGGUUCACUCCUCCCAAUCUUAUGAUGAACUACCUCACACCGCUCUAGAUAAAGUACCUGCUGUCCUCGGAAGUUCUGUUCAGCUCAGGUGCACCAAAAUAAUAAAAAAGUAUUCGGACGACUACAGCCGAUCAGCGGACUGCAACGACAACUACCGUGGUCGUUCCUGCAAACAUGUCUGGACGAGAAAUGAUGAAGAGCUCACCCCGGGUGCUAAAUACAGUUUUAAAAGCAGUCUUACAUUUAAUUACUGUGAGACAUUUGAAUGGACCACUGAUAUCGUGAACAGCAUGAAUAUUGCAGCAGUUCGGGACGAAGAUAAUGACUACUACUACCGGAGAGAGAGAUGGAGUGCUUUGCAUCGGCCCUCACUAUAACAAACGUGACCAAGGACGACCUUGGUGAGUAUGAGUGCAAAUUGACUGAUGAUCAGGAAGAGACUGGAAUAUACAAUGUUCGGAGAAUCACAGUGGUUGACAGUGCGCUUGAAGGAGACCUCCCUGAAAAGAUAGAGUAUUUUGAAAACUUUUACACCCAGAGGAUCAGAUCUAAAUUGUUGAUGCAGUGUGUUGUGACAGGGGGACCUGUUUAUUGGUUUAUCAGAUUUGAUUCUGACCAAUGCAAAAUAUGGGAAGAACAGUACAAUAGUAAGAAGAGUAACCAGUUCAACUCUUGUGUGAAUGACACCAUUCGGCCCAUUGAACAGAUCAGUAAAAUGGAAAAUUGGCGUUGCUUUAAUUACAGCACUGAGCAUCACAACCCAUAUGGUCUUGAUCAAGUCACAGAAUCCUUCAUUUACUUCCAAAACAUAUGUGCACUGGACUUGGCUGGAAUAUACUGCAGUGCUGACCCGGAAGGUACAGUCAUGUCCGAACAGGGUGUUCUUGUUAUCAAGGACGAGUGGGAAAACUAUUACCACGAUUGGGAUAUGAGGUAUACCCUGUCUGUGUUAGGUUAUGUGAUGCUGCCUAUCGUAAUCGGUAUUUUCUUCUUAGUAGGCACGAUUGUAGCGGCUGUCCGGGGUAAAGUGUGUAACUGCUCAUGCUGUGGAGGUGAACAAGGUAAUUAUACGACCAUGCCAAAUAUUCCUCAAUCCCUGCAUUAUGCAGUUCCCGCCCCUCAGGCUUUGCAGCCUCCUCGCAGUUACAUGGUCCCUCAGCCUCCACAGAGUAACAUGGUCCCUCAGCCUCCACAGAGUAACAUGGUCCCUCAGCCUCCACAGAGUAACAUGGUCCCUCAGCCUCCACAGAGUAACAUGGUCACUCAAGCUUGGGUCAACCCUCAGGAUGAUUAACUUCUCCGUGGCCCUUGGAUCUCCUGACUUUAUGAUUCAUUUAAAACUUACCUUAGAUCCAUUGCUAUGAAGCAUCUUGGAGCAUUCAGAAACUUUUUGCAAAACAGCUGUUUUUAUCGCUAUACAUAUAUUGUACAGAACUGUCAGGUGGUAGGACCUGGACAUUGCACUUAUGACCUACCACAAUCAGAUUUUGUUAGAAUUAGAAUUUGCAUGAGUGUUGUGCGCCGUAAAGGCUAAAACAAUCAUAUUGUUCUUAUUUAGCUUAAUUUAUAAUUAAGUUUAGCUCGUUUAACGCUAUGUUUUAAAGAACAUGAUUUUUACAACACUGUUGAAUAUACAAUAAUUUUAUCGUAUUUCUAUAACUAGAAUAGACUAGAAUUAAAAUUAACUAUACAAACUACACAGCAAAUGGUCAACGAUAAUAUUACUAAAUAAUAUUAUUGUGUUUUCAAAAUUAUUCAUCAAAAUUCUAAUCGGUCAGAAUAGUACACAGUACAUAAUAUAAUAUACAAUAUCUUGUUUUUAUAUCAAGAGUAGUUUUUAAAAUGCAAUUGAAGUACUAAUCCUAUAAAAAUCAGAGAAUCUUAAAUUCUCUGAUUUUUCAGCACAAAAUUAAUUUGUUGUUAUAGCAGCAAGACAGUGGUUAAUACCACUUCAGCUUUAUUUUCGAGAUUUUUAUGAAACAAGUAAUGCGAUGAACACCCUACGAGCAGAUUUCCAGCUACAUACUUUAAGUUCUAGAUUUGGAAAAAUGCCAACUUUUGAGCAUGUCCUCAUCGUAUUAGCUUAAUACACAUCGUAUUAGCUUAACUGUACAAAUUAAUAAAUUAUGCAAUUUAUCGCAACUUCGUAAGCUUAGUCUUAAAGUGUUAUCUGAAAUGUUUAAUUUUUCUCUUCCGUGAUUUUAGUUUGAGCUUUCAUUUUUAGUUUUUUUGAAUUUUAAUGCUUGAAUUUUUGAUGCUAAAUUGUGAUUUACAUUUUUUGAUUUAAUAGCCUUGUAGCUGAAUUGAAAAUUAUCAAUUUAUCCAUU